AUGGUACAAGGGAUCGUUCGGAGCCCUGUGGUUCCGUCCACCUAUGAGCGAUCACCUGUACCGAUCAAGGUUGUCGGACGCCCCGCCAACGUGUCUAGCAACAAUAGAUAUACUGCUUCCCCACCGCGACAUUCGUCGCCGAGCAGAAACAAUCUUAGUUCUGUUCCGUCGAGACACCAAAGCAAGGCUCGUGAUGGUAUUCCAUACGUCCCACGGCUAGCAAAUCCUUCCCCGACACGCUCGCGUAUAAGCGUCGCUCGGACGACAAGCUCACGAGAUCGCAUGCUGCGACGUCGGCGCGAAGAAUCCCGAGAUCCGCCGCCGUCCGAGCAAUCCCCGCCCGAACGAUUAUGUGAUUACGAUACGUCCGCGACCACUUUGUACGAAAUGCUCGAGUCUUCCAAUUGGGAUGAGGCCCGAAGUCGAUGUCGAUCUCACCCGGAAGAAGCCCGAACUUGGAUCGUUCGGAAAGACAAAAGCUUGCAGGUUCGAUGGAAGCUUUUGCCUUUGCACGCCGCCAUUAUCUUCCAGUCCCCAAAUUUUGUGGUUUCUUCCUUGCUGGAAAAAUAUUCUGCGGCAGCUUCUCGCCAAGACGACCAGGGUAUGUUGCCAUUGCAUCUCGCCUUUCGACACAAACAAGAAGAUGAAGAUCUGCUUGAACUAUUGCUGGUACAGUUCCCCAAGGCGGUAAUCAUGAAGGACAGGCGUGAUCGCGUCCCUCUGGAGCACGGUCGUGAUUGCAAGUACAGCGCCAAGCUCAUGCGGUUGUACGCGGAUGCAACGGUGGCGGGAUCCCGCGCUCUGGCCGCCAAAACGCUGUCGGGAUGUGGAAUGAACAGCAAUCAUACUGCCACAACAUCGACAAACACCAGCGUCCGUCAAAAGUCGGAAACAGAGCACGAGAAUCAAAUCGCGGCGUUACGGGCAAAGUACGAUUCGAAUCUUCAAUAUGUGAAACAGCAGUUCGAAGAGCGCAUAAACACGUUACGUGAGAAAAAUACUGUAAACACUCGGCAAAUGCGACUCUCUGCCGCAGCGGAACGUCAGGUAGUAGCCCAACAACAUCAAGACGAAAUGAACGAUUUACGCGACCUGCUGAGCCAGCAGGUUGGGAAGGAUAGGGACCAAGUCAAACGAUUAAGAAGUCAAGUUGAAAACCUGCAACGGCAAUUGCAGCAAAAUGAGACGCAAAAUGAAUCAAGCGCUGCCGAAAUUGCACUCGUCCAGGCAUAUGCAGAGGAAUUAAAGGAACACUUGGAGCAAAGUGUUCACGAUCAACUCCAAAUUCGUAAUCUUGCGCUUCAGCAACAAGAUGAGCUGGACUCGCAGCGUCAGCUACGAACUCAACUCGUAGAGACCUUGCUGCAACAAGAAGACUCGAAUGUACAGAACGACCGGCUACGAGGGUCAAAGAUGUUAGAAGUAUCUGACAGUAUUCGAAAUCGCAUAACAGAUCUAUUAGAGAGCGCUCCAUCGCUUGAGUCUCGCGAUCGCUAUGGUUACAAUCGUGUCAGAAAGGCACGAAAGGAUACCGUUGAACUUGUCUACAGCAGUAAAACUAAACCGUCUGCCUCAGACGAAGGGGUACGUUUGCAGAUGGACCAGAACAUGAAUCGUGGCAGCCCCCAGGAACAACAUUACAGUGAAGAGCCCAUCGAAGUUCAGGCCCAAGAGUUUUUUGCUGAAAUACCACAGCCCACGGGGGAUGUUUGCGGCCAAAUUAAAAUUUUGGGGGACGACAUUAGUGCAAUUACUGAUCACUCGCACUAUUAG
Messenger RNA from Phaeodactylum tricornutum CCAP 1055/1, 1773 nucleotides. RefSeq lists its product with no specific name. The record is from RefSeq and is a predicted model, not a curated record. Gene Ontology annotation, cellular component: cytoplasm. Lineage: Eukaryota; Bacillariophyta; Bacillariophyceae; Surirellales; Neidiaceae. The transcript has a single exon. Gene Ontology annotation, molecular function: actin filament binding. Gene Ontology annotation, biological process: actin filament bundle assembly. Bases 1 to 1773 code for a protein of 590 amino acids.